AUGCAAUCUGACGAAGUUAUUUGGCAAGUUAUUAAUCAACAAUUUUGUUCGUAUAAAGUCAGAACACCUACGGGGACCUUUUGUCGUAAUCCAUAUAAUGUUACUGGUCUUUGCAAUCGCCAAUCUUGUCCAUUAGCAAAUAGUAGAUAUGCUACGAUUAGAGAAGAAAAGGGUAUUAUUUACUUGUACAUGAAGACACCAGAACGUGCUCAUUCACCAGCAAAAAUGUGGGAAAGAAAGAAACUAUCAAAGAAUUAUGCACAAGCCUUAGCUCAGAUUGAUAAAGAGUUACAGUUCUGGCCAAACUUUUUAGUUCAUAAAUGUAAGCAGCGUCUUACCAAGAUUACGCAAUAUCUUAUUCGUAUGCGUAAAUUGAAGCUUAAAGAAAAACCACAAUUAAUUGGUAUCAAGAAGAAGUUGGAAAGACGUGAGGCUAAUCGUGAGCGUAAGGCAGAAGCAGCUGCACGAAUAGAGAAAUCAAUUGAAAAGGAAUUAAUUGAAAGACUAAAGAAUAAGGCCUAUGGUGAUGCACCAUUGAACGUUAAUGAAGAAAUUUGGCAGAAGAUUUUGGAUGAGGAGCUUGAAGGCGCUGAAGAAGAUGAAUCUGAAGAAGAAGAGGAAGAAGAAGAGGAAGAGGAUGAGGUAAAUGAAAACAGAAUUUAUAUUAUAUAA
Cokeromyces recurvatus is the source of this 672-nucleotide messenger RNA. Its product is annotated as ribosomal L28e protein family-domain-containing protein. Gene Ontology annotation, biological process: maturation of LSU-rRNA; maturation of 5.8S rRNA. Lineage: Eukaryota; Fungi; Mucoromycota; Mucoromycetes; Mucorales; Mucoraceae. The coding region runs from base 1 to 672 and encodes 223 amino acids. The transcript is spliced from 5 exons. The record is from RefSeq and is a predicted model, not a curated record. Gene Ontology annotation, cellular component: nucleolus; preribosome, large subunit precursor.